GAUAACGCAAUGGAGAAGCAAGUGAUUGCUGAAGAGGUGCCGGUCAGCCCGUUUUCACGAAUGUUGAGCUUGCCGGGUCUCGAUUGCUUCAACAUCAUAACCCUUGGAUUCAAAAAUGAAGCCAAUCCAUCAGCCUUUGUUGAAGGCUUGAAGAAUACAUUGAUUAACCAUCCACGCUUCUCUAGCAUACUGGUCACGGGUCAUAAUGAGCCUAAAGGAAAAGGUAAAUGGAUGCCAACGAAAGUAAAAGUGGAGGAGCAUGUGUUUGUUCCAGAUAUAGAUCCAAACACUGAAGAUCCUGAUGAAUUUCUAGAGGACUAUACGUCAACCAUGGCUCUUUCUCCAAUGAAUAUGUCCAAACCGUUAUGGGAGUUUCAUAUACUGAAACUUAAGACAUCACAUGCGGACUCCGUCGUUGUUGCUAGGUUUCACCAUUCUUUGGGAGAUGGGAUGUCUCUUAUGUCUCUUUUACUCGCUUGUACUCGAAAACUUUCUAAUCCCAAUGCACUGCCUAGUUUUGUGGCUCCGAAAAAAUGCAAAGCGAAGAACGUUUGUUGGUCGUUCCUUUCUUGGUCAUGGUUCAUAGUAAGACUAAUUUUCCACACUUUCUUCGAAGUUAUAAAGUCUAUCAUUUUCGUAUGUUGUGGGAGGGACACUGCAACACGUCUUAUGGGCAAACCAGGAGCAACAAAUAAGUUUAUUCAUCAAAUCAUUUGUUUGAAUGAUGUUAAAAUGGUGAAGAACGCUAUGAAUAUGACUAUAAAUGAUGUUUUUUUCGGGAUGGUGCAAGCUGGUCUUUCACGAUAUUUGCAUCAAAGAUAUGAGCUUGAGAAAACUUCAAAGUCGAGAAAAACUCUAGACAAACUAUGUCUUCAUGGGGUUGUUUUCUUCAACCUAAGACCAAAUAAAAAUAUUGAGGAUUUGGCUAAUAUGAUGGCAAAGGGUUCAAAGUGCAGAUGGGGAAACUCAAUAGGUUAUGUUCUGAUUCCUCUGUGGAUAAAGUCAGAGGAUAAUAUACUUGAAUACCUUCGUCAAGCUAAAACUACUAUGGAUCGCAAAAAACAUUCCCUCGAACCUCUAUUUUUCUAUGGGUUGCUCAAAUUGACCGUGGAGGCUUUCGGACUAUCGGCACUCAAAGCCCUUGUACAGAGAAUUUUUGGUAGCACAAUGAUGGUAUUCUCAAAUGUCGUUGGCCCGACCGAAGAAAUUAGCCUUUUCGGCCAUCACAUAUCUUACAUUGCUGCAAAUGUCUCGGGUGCACCACAGACGCUCAAUAUCAGUAUUCAAAGCUAUGUAAACAAGGUUAUUAUUAAUGUUGGAGUUGAUCUUAGCGUGAUUCCAGACCCUCAUCACUUAUGUCAUCUCAUGAUCGAAGCACUUCACGCAAUGAAAUCAGCUGCCCUAGAAAGAAGCUCUGGAGAUUUGGAGGUUUAGAGAACACAUGUCACCUGACUUACUGCAUGUAACGUUUUUACAUUGUGUCUUACGUCUCUGUUUAAGAAUUAUGC
Messenger RNA from Eruca vesicaria subsp. sativa (arugula), 1508 nucleotides. The record is from the annotation of a GenBank genome assembly. Lineage: Eukaryota; Viridiplantae; Streptophyta; Magnoliopsida; Brassicales; Brassicaceae.